AUGGAGAGCAACAAGGAGGAAGCCCUGCGCUGCCUCGCCAUCUCGCAGAAGCACCGCGCAGCCGGCAACUUGCCCUCAGCGCGCAGGUUCGCACAGAAGUCAAUCGCCCUGUUCUCGACGCCCGAGGCGGUCAAGCUGUUGGCGGUCUUGGACUCCGAGAGCGACCCUUCAUCGGCGUCCUCGACAUCGUUCACUUCAGGCGCAGAGACGCAUCCUUCGGCUUCAGGAACGAAGCACCGGCACACCGCGUCGACUGCGCGCUCGACUAGUUCGACAACAACGAAUGGGAGCGCGAGCGAGAAGAGAGAAUAUACGGCGGAGAAUGUGGCGGUGGUGAAGAGAGUAAGAGGAUGCAAAGUCACGGAGUAUUAUGAGAUUUUGGCUGUGAAGAGAGAUUGCGAGGAGGCAGAGGUCAAGAAGGCUUAUCGGAAGCUCGCCUUGGCCUUGCAUCCAGACAAGAAUGGGGCACCGGGGGCUGAUGAGGCCUUCAAAAUGGUGUCCAAGGCGUUCCAGGUGCUUUCUGACCCUCAAAAACGCGCUGCUUAUGAUCGACAUGGGUCUGAUCCCGAGUCGAGAUUUGGUGGCAUGUCUUCCUCGGGGCCGUCACCAGGAUUCGCAACAAGUCCAUUCGGCGGAGGCGGUGGUUUCGAGAGCGAACUGAGUCCUGAAGAUUUGUUCAAUAUGUUCUUCGGGGGUGGAGGCAUGGGAGGCGGUGGGUUUGGUGGUGGCCCAGUCUUCUCAGCGACGUUCGGACCAGGCGGCUUCCGCACAACGCGCGUGCACACCGGCCACCCACGGCAGCGCCAACAGCAGCAACAAGCCCAGCCGACGGGCCCGCGCUCCAUCUUCGUCCAACUCCUUCCCCUUAUCCUCCUCUUCGCCUUCUCCUUCUUAACCGCUCUCCCCAACCUCUUCACCACGCCCCCAACACCCGACCCGCGCUUCUCUUUCUCGCCCUCCUCCCGGUUCAACCAUGAGCGGCACACGGGCGGUCUCGGCGUCGCCUAUCACGUCAACUCCGCCGAGUUCGCAGGGCACCCCAUCGCAGCUGAGAUCGCGCGGGCGGCCGUAUCCUCGGGGGCUGCUGGGUCGACGGGGUCGGGGGUCACGGAGAAGCAGUCGCACAAGCUGUGGGAGUUCGAGAACAAGGUGGAUCGGGCGUACACACAAGAAAUGUACGCGCUGUGCCAGCACGGGAUGGACGCGCGGCAGCGCCGGCGGGACGCGGCGGUCGGGUUCUUCGGGAUCGGUGCGGACUGGGACAAGGUGCGGCAGAUCGAUGCGGAGAAGGUGGAGAGCUGCGAGGUGCUGAAGGGGAUGGGUUUAUUGAAGUAACGCGUCGCUCGGCACUUAGAGUAUUCACGCGCACGCAUCGCGUUUCUGCGUGUGCUUAUAGGAUAUGUACAUUUCGUGCAAGAAUAUUCUUGGACUGGCC
Heterobasidion irregulare TC 32-1 is the source of this 1435-nucleotide messenger RNA. RefSeq names its product molecular chaperone, DnaJ superfamily. Gene Ontology annotation, molecular function: Hsp70 protein binding. The transcript has 7 exons. The record is from RefSeq and is a predicted model, not a curated record. Bases 1 to 1335 code for a protein of 444 amino acids. Gene Ontology annotation, biological process: cellular response to misfolded protein. Lineage: Eukaryota; Fungi; Basidiomycota; Agaricomycetes; Russulales; Bondarzewiaceae. Gene Ontology annotation, cellular component: endoplasmic reticulum membrane.